AUGUCUCUAGUUUUCAAAUUCUUAAUUCUGGCAAACUUGUUAGCCUCAGUCCAAUCCACAUGCCAAAACGACAAAGGCAACUACACCACUAACAGCGCGUACAUGUCAAAUCUCAACGCCGUCCUUUUCUCUCUCCCCACUGGCCUAAGCAGCACCGGUUUCUACAACGCCUCCCUAGGGCAAAAUCCCGAUAGAGCCAACGCCGCCGUGCUCUGCAGGGGCGACAUCGAGCUUGACGAGUGCCGCCAAUGUCUCCGGGAUAUCACCGCCAAGCUUCUAAAAUCAUGCCCUAAUCAGAAGCAGGCCACUGAAUGGGACGAUCGGUGUAUGUUGCGGUAUUCGAACGAGACGAUGUUUGGAGUCCUGGCGACGUACCCGGGCCUAUGGAUCUGGAAUCUGAACAACGUUACGAGUCCCGAUCGGUUCAAGGAAAACCUGAGAACGCUUAUUGACGGUCUUCGGAUCAAGGCGGCGGCUGGCGGCCGCACGAGGAAGGUCGCCGCUGGGAAUGCCCCGGCGCCUGAUUUCCAGACAAUUUAUUCACUGGUUCAAUGCAGCCCGGAUUUGUCUCAUGAGGAUUGCAACAUUUGCUUAUCAACCGCCCAAGCGGAUAUACCCAGAUGUUGUGACAGUAAGACAGGGGCUAGAGUGCUCCUCCAAAGCUGCACUCUUCGUUAUGAGAUUACUCCAUUUUUUAAUGAAACUGUGCUUCAACAACUAGAGCAUGUGCCCGUGCCCCCACCCGUGCCGGUGCCCGGGUCUCCAAUAUUGCUGUCACCGCCGACAUCACCAUCAUCAUCAUCAUCAUCACCACCACCACCACCACCACCAGGUAAUAAAAAGAAUUCAUCAGCUCGAACUAUUGUUAUUAUUGGGGUUUCAAUUGCUGCAUGUGUGAUAUUAGUAGUUGUUUCAGUUGGUAUUUGUUUAAGAAAAACUAAUGAUCAAGAAAUAGCGGUCAAAAGAUUGUCCAUGAAUUCAGGACAGGGUGGUGUAGAAUUUAAGAAUGAGAUCUUAUUACUCGCUAAACUUCAACACCGGAAUCUGGUUAGACUCUUGGGUUUCUCUAUACAAGGAACUGAAAAGCUUCUCGUGUAUGAAUUUGUUCGGAAUGGAAGCCUUGAUCUCUAUAUGUUAGACCCAGCAAAGCGUUCGUGUUUGGAUUGGGAUAAACGCUACAAGAUCAUAGGGGGUGUCGCAAGAGGACUUGUGUACUUGCAUGAGGAUUCUCAACUCAGGAUCAUUCACCGUGAUCUCAAACCUGCUAAUGUACUCUUAGAUAGAGAGAUGAAUCCUAAAAUCGCAGAUUUUGGCAUGGCGAGAUUAUUCGAACAAGAUGAAACUCAAGGAAAUACAAGCAAGAUUGUCGGAACUUAUGGAUAUAUGUCGCCUGAAUACGCAAUGCACGGGCAUUUCUCUGUUAAGUCCGAUGUGUUUAGUUUCGGAGUUUUAGUCCUGGAAAUCAUGAGCGGUCAAAAAAAUAGGUCUAUCAAGAUCGGGGACAAUGUGGAGGAUCUUUUGACUUUUACAUGGAAGAAUUGGCGCGAAGGAACGACUGAGAAUAUGAUAGAUCCUGUCUUGAGAGCAGCUGGCACGGGUUCGUUACGGGAUAUGAUAAAAUGCAUUCACAUUGGCUUGUUGUGUGUUCAAGAAAAUGCUGCCAAAAGACCAACAAUGGCUUCUAUUCUUGUAAUGCUGAGCAGCUCCACCAUGACCAUGCCAAUACCUUCGGAACCAGCAUUUUUUAUGGCCAGUAUUUUGGGCCAAGACACUUCACUCUCUCAUAACUACGAUGAUUCGAACUCGUCAGAUGCUGGCAAAGGAUUCAAGACCAGGACAUCGAUAUCUGAAGGCGUAUUUAUAAAUGAUGUGACAUCUACUGAUUUAUAUCCCCGGUAA
Erythranthe guttata (spotted monkey flower) is the source of this 1899-nucleotide messenger RNA. Lineage: Eukaryota; Viridiplantae; Streptophyta; Magnoliopsida; Lamiales; Phrymaceae. The record is from RefSeq and is a predicted model, not a curated record.